This is a messenger RNA of Penicillium robsamsonii, 762 nucleotides long. RefSeq lists its product as uncharacterized. The transcript has a single exon. The record is from RefSeq and is a predicted model, not a curated record. Lineage: Eukaryota; Fungi; Ascomycota; Eurotiomycetes; Eurotiales; Aspergillaceae. Bases 1 to 762 code for a protein of 253 amino acids.
AUGUCGUUCUUUACCAAUCCCCCUCGUCGCGGUAGAAACGAUACCGACGAUAGACUCUAUCCCCGGCUAUACACUCAAGCUACCGAAUUGCCCAGAGAGUCUACCAUGGCUCUUUUGAAUAUCACUAGGCUCAAGCCAGAGUCUAGCCUCACGGUCUGGGGCAAUGAGAUCCUUCAUGUCUUGCGACCUCACAAGCUCGAUGCACCCGUGGCCAGUGACCUUCCGAAACCCCAUCAAGAAGACUCUGACUAUAGCAAAUGGAAGUUCUGGACUCUUUACGUUGCUGGAUGGCUGUUCAAUCAGGUGGAUACUUCAAUUCAGCACAAAGUGAAGGUAUACUCAAACGACCUCGAUUUUGCCGAUGAAAUAUUCAAUACAAUCAAGCUGCUGAGCCUGCACAGCCAGUCCAAGUUCCUUGCGAAUGAGGUGAAACGGUGGCAACAGCUGAAGCGAGAGAAUUUCUCUACACCCGCAGAAUUCAUCAUGGCCUACCAAAACCAGCACAAUCGUCUGAAGACAGAGGACCAUGCGCCGUCUUGUGAUUUUGCGCUUGGUAGACUUCUGCACGAGCUGCACAGAGAAGCGAUGAAGGUUCCGUUCAUCCAAGAGGAGGUCAAGGAUUUGGGACGAUCCGUGGACUAUCGACUUUUCGUUUAUUACUGCAAAGUCUUGGUCGACGAAUCCGGCAGGCCAACCGUUUCAGCCGGCCCCUCUACUCCUGAAGCUUCCGGUGAGGGGAUCCAUGGAGAAUUGAGAGGCUGA